CUAGGUGUCUAGCAACAGCUAUCAGCCCAGACAGCCGGCGGCAACGGGAGCGGUAUUUCUCGGUGUGUCUUUCCACGAUUAUUCGCUGCCGGGUUUUCAUAAUUAAUAGUCGCUUGGCUGUAAAUAGUGGAAAAAACAACCCUGACCCCUGCACAGAGAUAUGAGCGGCAGCGGGCGGCCCAGGACCAGCUCGUUUGCUGAGCCGCCAGGUGUUCCAGGAACCGCCGCUGCGUCCACCGGAUCAGCCGCUGCCGUGGGGAGCAGCACAGGAAAGUCCGGGGUCCCGCAGGCCUCCGGCAGCAGCUCGUCGGGAUGCUCGAACCUGAAGCUUACUAGAGACAGCGGGAAGGUGACGACAGUUGUGGCCACACCAGGUCAGGGACCAGACCGCCCACAGGAAGUCUCUUACACUGACAUCAAGGUGAUCGGCAAUGGGUCAUUUGGUGUCGUGUACCAAGCUCGCCUCAUCGACAGCCAAGAGAUGGUGGCCAUUAAGAAGGUUCUGCAGGAUAAGAGGUUCAAGAAUCGGGAACUACAGAUCAUGAGGAAGCUUGACCACUGCAACAUUGUCAGACUACGUUACUUCUUCUACUCCAGUGGAGAGAAGAAAGAUGAAGUGUAUCUCAACCUGGUGCUGGACUUUGUCCCUGAGACCGUCUACAGGGUUGCCAGGCAUUUUAACAAGGCCAAGAGCAUCAUUCCUAUCAUAUAUGUGAAGGUGUACAUGUACCAGUUGUUUCGCAGUCUGGCUUAUAUCCAUUCCCAGGGCGUGUGUCACAGAGACAUCAAGCCUCAAAACCUGCUUGUCGACCCAGAAACUGCCAUCCUCAAGCUGUGUGACUUUGGCAGCGCCAAGCAACUGGUCCGCGGUGAACCCAAUGUAUCGUAUAUCUGCUCACGGUAUUAUCGUGCCCCCGAGCUCAUUUUCGGUGCCACAGACUACACGGCGAACAUUGACAUCUGGUCAGCAGGCUGCGUGCUGGCGGAGCUGCUGCUCGGACAGCCCAUCUUCCCCGGUGACAGUGGGGUGGACCAGCUCGUAGAGAUUAUCAAGGUGCUAGGAACCCCAACAAGGGAACAAAUCCGAGAAAUGAACCCAAACUACACAGAAUUCAAGUUCCCUCAGAUCAAAGCUCAUCCAUGGACCAAGGUGUUUAAACCUCGCACCCCUCCAGAAGCCAUCGCUCUUUGCUCACGGCUGCUGGAGUACACACCGGCCUCACGGUUCUCCCCACUAGAGGCCUGUUCGCACGCCUUCUUUGACGAGCUUCGACAGCCGAACACACGACUGCCCAGCGGCCGAGAACUGCCAAUGCUAUUUAACUUCAGCACCACAGAGCUGUCCAUCCAGCCCCAGCUGAACUCAACCCUCAUUCCUCCUCACGCUCGCUCACAUACAGCUGCUUCCGCCCACGAUGGUACCGGUUCAGAUUCAUCUCAACACAGUUCAGUACCAGGAUCUCUUAACAGCAUCUGAAGCAGCUUCUCACCUGCCUGCCUGCAAGCCUCUCUCUCUCUCUCUCUCUCUCUCUCUCUCUCUCUCUCUCUCUCUCUCUCUCUCAAACACUCACACUCACACACACACACACACACACACUACUGCUUUCCUCCAUGCUGCUUGCUCUCCUCUUAGAUGAUCUGUUUUGUACAGUAUACGCAUUGAACAAACUAAACAUUAGUUCUUUAGCUGCCAGGGUUGAAACUACGGCAGGUGAUUGUUAAAACACACACACACACGUACACACAGAGUCGUCUCGCUGCUGCUUGGGUGGUCAGUGAAGGUUCAAUAGUCGGGGCUGGUCCUCUGUAUUAUAACUUUUUCUUUUUUUUUAAAUCAACAUUUUUUCCUUCUUUAUAUUUGUGUUUAUUUAUUUGACUAAUUGAAAGCAUCGUGUGGUCACAAAACAUUUGGUCCCUAGGGUUUGGUUUUUUUCCAGAUUAUUUUUUUAUUCGUCAGUGUUUCUGCAUCCCUGUUAGUGCGGGGUGAACUGUACACUGCCUGACCAGAAGAUCAUGACUGGCCUCAAACUGGUCCAUCAGGGUAAAGGAUGUUUUAUUCAACUCAGGGCAGGAGAGAGUAUGCAGGGACUAAUAAUUUCCUUAAUCCUCCAGCCAUUUGUUUUGCCAAUCCAGCCUGAUGUUUAGGUUUAAAUUAAACCUCCACGUCUUGUUUAUUUACCCGCUUUGAUGGCGGGUGGAGUAGAAAACCUCAUCAGCACCAGGUAGCAGUUAUCAGUGUUUGGUUGGAGGUGUACUGGAUUGCCCCUUACCUGAAUCAUGCUCAGUGGCUGCAUUUAUACACAUCUCAUAUUCAUUUCUGUUUGUUCCCUGUUUUAGAGAGUUUUGUCCGGUAUAAGAGGGAAAUAUUCCUAUUAAAAAUCCUUUCUCCACAAUUCCACAGUCGUAGGUUAAAAUGGUUAAGCAUAAUCAUGGAUUAAGGCUCAUUUUAGCUUUUGUUUUUUUUUUACUUUCCACAUCCAGGAGGGCACAGCGAUUAACUUAUCGAAAAGACAAUUUUAGCCCAAGGAAAUAUUCCUCAACUCCUGCUCUUCUGCAUCAAUUCAAAACAUUGUUUAGAUCUGUAAAUGUCAAGUCGUAAAGAAAGUGUGAAUGUGCUACUCAGCAAAAGCAGAUCUAGAAAAUGAGCCUUUAGAAAUGAACAAAUUAGAAUCGUAUUAGUGCGACUAGUAGUUCGUUACUGGACGCUCACAGUGCACUGCUUGUUCUGUGUCCUGCCAACAAGUAGUUAGUUGUGUUCACCUGAAAAUCAGUUGAAAACCAGCAGUGCUCACUCAUUGCAGCAUUACAAAGUGGAGGAAGAAGCUAUUCAAAUAAACUAAAGAUUACGACAUCAACAUUUUUCUUAAAGAAAGGAAUUUAUUUGCAGAAAAAAACCAAAGUUACGCCCCAAAAGAAAAAGAAACCAGAAAGCUCACUGGUUUCAUUCAUGCUAAAAAAUGUCAGUGAGUGUAGUUUACUGUGAACGCCUGAGUUCAGAAAUGUCUUAAAAGGACAGUCCACCUCCAAAUCGAAAAAUACAUAUUUUUUCUCUGACUGCUAUUUAUCAGUCUAGAUUAUUUUGGUAUGAGUUGCUGAGUGUUG
Plectropomus leopardus (leopard coralgrouper) is the source of this 3102-nucleotide messenger RNA. It is a transcript of the gene gsk3aa, whose product is annotated as glycogen synthase kinase 3 alpha a. Gene Ontology annotation, biological process: negative regulation of canonical Wnt signaling pathway; negative regulation of TOR signaling; regulation of neuron projection development. The record is from RefSeq and is a predicted model, not a curated record. Lineage: Eukaryota; Metazoa; Chordata; Actinopteri; Perciformes; Serranidae. Gene Ontology annotation, cellular component: cytosol; nucleus; cytoplasm. Gene Ontology annotation, molecular function: ATP binding; protein serine/threonine kinase activity.